Pristis pectinata (smalltooth sawfish) is the source of this 6018-nucleotide messenger RNA. RefSeq names its product histidine ammonia-lyase-like. NCBI's taxonomy places the organism in Eukaryota, Metazoa, Chordata, Chondrichthyes, Rhinopristiformes, Pristidae. Gene Ontology annotation, molecular function: histidine ammonia-lyase activity. The record is from RefSeq and is a predicted model, not a curated record. The transcript is spliced from 20 exons. Gene Ontology annotation, cellular component: cytoplasm. The coding region runs from base 36 to 1916 and encodes 626 amino acids. Gene Ontology annotation, biological process: L-histidine catabolic process.
AGAUAGUUUCUGUUGAUUCUGACUGCUGACUAAUAAUGCUUUGUUUUACUGUGCGCGUGAAGGAUGAAUGGUUGGCGGUUCCCUGUAAAGAUCCUUCUUACAAUAUCCAGUGGCUGGGACGGGAAGCUCUGAGGCGCUACGUGAAAGCUAAGGCCGAUGGCGGUGACCUUCGGUGCACAGAAGGUGUCAAGUUCUUGGUGACACGCUGUCAAGGGCAGAGUCUGUUGGAUCCUAAUGAUGCCAUUAAGGAUGUCUUGCAAGAUAAGGACUUCAUCCAGAUCGUUAUCCAAGGGCAAGAAGCUGAACUUGAUCCAUUGAACAUCAAAUCUGCCUCUCCAAUGCUUGAAGAUUCUCAGCAGUACGUUUACUUGGAUGGAAAUAGCUUAUCGACACAACAACUUGUUCAACUUGGCAAGGGGAUCUACAAAAUCAAGCUUACCCUAGAUGUUGAAGGAAGGAUCAACAAAUCAAGGGACCUGGUAGAAAAAAUCAUCAGUGAAGAGCAAGUUGUGUAUGGAAUAAACACAGGCUUUGGGAGGUUUGCCAGGACGGUUAUUGCCCCAGAUAAACUUGUGGAGCUGCAGGAGAAUGUUAUAUACUCCACUGCUGUCGGAGUGGGCAAACCCUUGUCACCAGAGAGGUGCCGCAUGCUGUUGGCUCUCAAGAUCAACGUCCUUGCCAAGGGUUACAGUGGAAUCUCCUUGGAGACCCUCAAUCAGAUGAUCCAGGCGUUUAACGCUUCCUGCCUCUCCUACGUCCCAGAGAAGGGAACUGUUGGGGCCAGUGGGGAUCUUGCUCCCCUGGCUCACCUUGCCCUUGGACUGAUGGGCGAAGGGAAAGUGUGGUCACCAAAAACUGGCUGGGCAGAUGCUAAAUAUGUUUUGCAAGCUCAUGGGCUCCAACCGAUUUCACUGAAAGCUAAAGAGGGACUGUGCCUGAUCAACGGGACACAGAUGAUCACGUCACUGGGCGCAGAGGCAGUGGAGAGAGCGAUGGCCAUAGCCCGACAGGCUGACAUUAUAGCGGCCCUUACACUGGAGGUUCUCAAAGGCACCACCAGAGCCUUCGACAGUGGUAUCCACGAGCUGAGGCCUCAUCGGGGGCAGGUGGAAGUAGCUGCGCGAUUGCGUUCAGUCUUGGAUUCUGAUGUGCAUGCGUCUGAAAUCGCAGGAGGACACAGGUUCUGUGAUCGUGUACAGGAUGCCUACACACUCCGGUGUUGUCCGCAGGUACACGGAGUGGUCAAUGACACGAUUGCUUUUGUGAGGGGCAUUCUGGUGACUGAAAUGAACAGCGUUACCGAUAACCCUAUUGUAUUUGCAGAGAGAGGGCAGAUUAUCUCAGGUGGGAAUUUCCACGGUGAAUAUCCUGCUAAAGCUCUUGACUAUCUGGCGAUCGGUGUUCACGAGCUUGCUUCCAUCAGUGAGAGGAGAAUUGAAAGGCUCUGUAAUCCGUCCCUGAGUGAACUGCCUGCCUUCCUGGUAAAAGAGGGUGGACUUAACUGUGGCUUCAUGAUUGCACAUUGUACAGCAGCUGCAUUAGUCUCUGAGAACAAGGUCCUGUGCCACCCGUCGUCUGUUGACUCGCUGUCCACCAGCGCUGCCACCGAGGACCACGUCUCCAUGGGCGGAUGGGCUGCCAGGAAGGCACUGAGAGUCAUAGAGCACGUCGAACAAGUGCUCGCUAUUGAACUCCUCGCAGCCUGUCAGGGUCUUGAGUUUGUGCGCCCCCUGCACACAACAGAACCUUUGGAAAGAGUCUACCAGCUCGUUCGUUCGGUGGUGAAGCCCUUGGUUAAAGAUCGAUUUAUGGCUCCAGACAUUGAGAUUGUUCAGAAGCUGCUGACUGAAGAACAGGUUUGGAGAGCUGUACAACCAUAUGUGGAACGCUACAAGCUAGCACACACGUCAGAGUAGUCAUCGGUUGUGUGACUGCAGUCCGACAGUAAAUGGGUGUGUGUUAGAUCAGUGUGAUCAGAAAUAUAUAAAAAGUUGAAGGUGAAGUCUAAACCUUCCAACCCAACACUGGGGAAGAAAAGAAGAAAAAAAAACAAAGGCUAUUCACCUGUUUAUUACUUCUACACUUAGCAACACAUGGAAUGAUUCCUGAAUUCCAAACCUGGAUUCAGCUUUUUAAAUGCUUAAUCUUGGAAUAUAGGCAUUACUAACCCCCAGCUGCCCAUGAUUUAACACUGAAGAAGCCACUUCUCUUUAUAGCUAAAUGCCAUUCAUUGAGUGUCAUGGGGUCAUAGAGCAUGGAAACAGGCCCUUCGGACCAACCGGUCCGUACUGACCAAGAUGCCCACCUAAGCUACUCCCAUUUGCUCAUGUUUGGCCCAUACCCCUCUAAACCUUUCCUAUCCAUGUACCUAUCCAAGUACCUAUUAAAUGUUGUUAAUGUACCUGCCUCAACCACUUCCUCUGGCAGCUCUUUCCAUAUACGGACCACCCUCUGGGUGAAAAAGUUCCUAUUAAAUCUCUCCUCUCUCACCUUAAACCUAUGCCCUCUAGUUCUCGAUUCCCCAACCCUGGGGAAAAAAGCUGUACGAAUUCACCCUGUCUAUGCCCCCUCAUAAUUUUAUACACGCCUAUAAGAUCACCCCUUAUUCUCCUACGCUUCAAGGAAUAAAGUCCCAGCCUGCUCAACCUCUCUCCAUAACUCAGUCCCUCGAGUCCUGGCUACAUCCUUGUAAAUCUCCUCUGCGCCCUUUUCCAGCUUAAUGACAUCUUUUCUAUAACAAGGUGGCCAGAACUGAACACAAUAUUCCAAAUGCAGCCUCACCAACGUGUUGUACAACUGCAACAUUACAUCCCAAUUUCUAUACUCAGUGCCCUGACUGAUGAAGGCCAGUGUGCCAAACGCCUUCUUCACCACCUUGUCUACCUGUGAAACCACUUCCAGGAAACUAUGUAGUUGUAUUCCGAGGACCCUAUCGUUCACUGUGAAAGUCCUACCCUGAUUUAUCUUCUCAAGAUGCGAUACCUCGCACUUAUCCGAAUAAAACUCCAUUUGCCAUUCUUCAGCCCUCUUACCCAGCUGGUCAAGGUCCCACUGUAAUUCUUGAUAACCGUCUACAACACCACCUAUUUUAGUGUCGUCUGCAAACUUGUACAUUCUCAUCCAAAUCGUUGACAUAGAUGACAGACAACAAUGGGCCCAGCACCGGGCCCCGGGGAACACCACUAGUCACGGGCCUCCAGACUGAGAAACAACCUUCCACCAUCGCCCUCUGCCUCCUGCCAUCAAGCCAACUGUGUAUCCAAUUAGCCAGCUCUCCCUGGAUCCAAUGGGAUCCAAAUUUCCGGAGUAGCCUUCCAUGUGGAACCUUAUCAAAGGCCUUACCGAAGUCCGUAUAGACUACAUCCACCACCCUGCCCCUAUCAACCUUCUUGGUUACUUUUUCAAAACACUCAUAUCAGAUUCAUGAGACAUGAUCUCCCAUGUACAAAGCCAAUUUGAUUAUCCCUAAUCAACCCCUGUCUUUCCAAGUGCAUGUAUAUCUGAUCCCUCAGAAUCCCCUCUAGUAACUUACUUACCACAGAUGUUAGGCUUACUGGUCUAUAGUUCCCAGGUUUUGCUUUGUAGCCCUUCUUAAAGACAUAACAUUAGCCAACCUCCAGUCUACCGGCACCUAACCCGUGGCUAACAAUGAUGCAAAUAUCUCAGUCAAGGCUCCCGCAAUUCCUUCUCUAGCCUCCCUCAGUGUUCUUGGAUAAGCCUGAUUAGGCUCAGGAGAUUUGUCUACCUUCGUACCUUUUAAGACAUCCAGCACCUCCUCUACUGUAAUGCGGUCUAUCCCCAAGACAUCUCCAUCGGCUAUCUCAAGUUCCAAAGUCUUCAUCUCGUUCCCCACAGUAAAAACAGAGCAGAAAUAUACAUUAAGGACCUUGCCCAUCUCCUGUGGCCCUAUUCUCUCUCUAGUUACUCUUCUUCCCUUAAUAUACUUAUAAAAUCUUUUUGGAUUCUCAUUAAUCUUCCCUGCCAGAGCUAUCUCAUGCCCCCCUUUUGCCCUCCUGAUUUCCUUCUUUGGUAUACUCCUAUAUUCACGAUACUCCUCCAGGGAUUCACUUGAUCCCAGCUGCCUUCACCUGACCCAUGCCUUUUUUUCCCCUGGUCAGGGCCUCAAUAUCCCUCGUCAUCCAGGGUUCCCUACCCCUGCCAGCCUUGCCCUUCACUCUAACAGGAACAGGCAGACCUUGAACUCUCGGUAUCUCACUUUUAAAAGCCUCCCACUUGCCAGGUAUCCCUUUGCCUGCAAACAACCUGCUCCGAUCAACUUUUGCAACUUUAACUUGUGGCCCAGAUCUGUCCCUUUCCAUAACUAAUUUAAAACUAAUAGAACUAUGGUGACUGGUCCCAAAGUGCUCCCCCACUGACAAUUGUCCUGCCCUAUUUCCCAAGAGUAGGUCGAGCUUUGCUCUCUCCCUGGUAGAUCCUUCAAUAUGUUGCCUGAGGAAACUUUCCUGAACACACUUAACAAAUGCCACCCCUUCUAACCCCUUAGCACUAUGGCAAUCCCAGUCUACAUGAGGAAAGUUAAAAUCCCCUACUGUGACAACCCUAUUAUUCUUGCAACUUUCUGCAAUCUCCCUGCAUAUUUGUUCCUCUAAUUCCCGUUGACUAUUAGGGGGCCUGCAGUACAAUCCCAACAAGGUGAUCAUCCCCUUCUUAUUUCUCGGCUCCACCCAUAAAGCAUCACUGGAUGAUCCCUCGGUAACUUCAUCUCAGACUACUGCCGUGACGUUCUCCUUAAUCAGAAGCGCAGCUCCCCCUCCUCUCUCUCCUCAACCUCCACCUGAGACAGUGUGCAUUCACCCUAUGUAUGCCCCUCACACCUCUGUAAGGUCACCCCUCAGUCUCCUAUGCGCCAGGGAAAAAGCUCCUAACCUGCCCAAGCUCUCCCUAUAACUCAGUGAGUGCCUCCCGAUGCUUUCACCUUGCACUGUAUUAAAUGUCAUGUACUUCUGUUCUCCUUGUGUUUUACCUAGCCCUUCAUCAGACCCAGUGGGCUACUCACUUCUCCACCAGGUUAGGCAUUGUUUUUGAUUUUGAACAACAUUUAUCUCAUUUUUCAAUCCAGGUGAUUUGUACAGAGGGAGUUGUGGGACACAGGUGUCUGUUCCUGGACUGGUUUCUCUAACUGGUCCCAGUCCAACAGUACUCCCUGCUGCUCUCUCCCUUUCACCCAAUUCCUUCUGCAAUAUCCAAUUGAAUUGGUAUCCUGACAACUCUGUACUUUCAUGUGGAACUUUCUCCAAGGCCUUCUGGAAGUCCAGGUACAACAACAUUGGUGCUCCCAGCACUUCCUUGCAUUCUGGCUUCCUUGGAAUGCCUGCGUUGUCUGGAUGAACCAGUGAAGAUGCUUGUUCUCAGAAGCUGCUCUUAUGGAGUCAUAGAGCAUGGAAACAGGCCCUUCGGCCCAACUCAUCCAUGCUGUCCAAGACACACAUUUAAGCCAGUCCCAUUGGCCCGCAUUUGACCCAUGUCCCUCUAAACCUUUCUUUUCCGUGUACCUGUCCAAAUGUCUUCUAAAUGUCGUACCUGCCUCAACCACUACCUCAUCCACAGCUCAUUCCAUAUAUGUACCACCCUCUGUAUGAAGAAGUUGCCCUUCAGGUUCCUAUUAAAUCUUUCCUCUUUCACCUUAAACCUAUGCCCUCUAGUUUUUGACUCCCCACCCCUGGGAAAAGACUGUGUGUAUUCACCCUAUCUAUGUCCCUCGUGAUUUUAUACACCUCUAUAAGGCCACCCCUCACUCUCCUGUGCUCCCAGGAAAUGAAGUCCAAGCCUGCCCAACCUCUCCCUUGAAUCUGCUGUUGUUAUUUGAUUUUGGAUUCACAAGAUUUUGACACUUUUAUUCCCUAAGAGAUGAUAAGAGCACCGGUCUGUUUACUUGUGUAAAGAUGUGAGUGUAUGAGCUAAUCAUGAAUAAAAGACAAACCUAUGUACACUUCAGUCCGUGUUAUAGGAGGAAAAGUACUAUGCAAUCAUCAUGGCAAAACAAAUGGACCAGUUUUA